Molecule: messenger RNA, 1311 nt
Organism: Schizophyllum commune H4-8
Lineage: Eukaryota; Fungi; Basidiomycota; Agaricomycetes; Agaricales; Schizophyllaceae
Exons: 7
Coding region: 395-1198 (267 amino acids)
Molecular function (GO): FMN binding
Source: RefSeq, a predicted model, not a curated record
CUGCACCUUUUCUGGCGUGAAUGGCGCCAAUACAAAGCCCGCUCUGAUAUCUGCUACGAGCGUUGGCGCGUCCCGUCCUGGUAUCGGCGCCAUGAGCCGAGCAUCCGCAGUCCAUCUGCAGCUCUCGGGAUCCGACUGACACUGGCGCCAGUCUAGUGAUCGUGAAACCGACGAACGAUACCCAUGGGUUCCCACAAGUGUUCGCGACGACCGCCCAAGCGCGCAGUAGCGCCCGCUCGGUAACGCUCGAAGCGGUAGACGCCACAAGUUGUUUUAGUCAGCGAGCAACGUGACGUCGCCCCGAGAUGCGAUAUCUAAUCGCUGAAUCGCUUCUUACCAGAGUCCAUCAUCUUCAGCUGUCAUCUCUCUCGAACUUCCCGUUUAUUUGACCAGCAUGUUCAGCCAAGACCUUCCCCCCUUCCGCCCGCGCACGCCUCAGUUCGUCCAGCCCCCGCAUCCGGAAUGGAAGUACGGGACGCCGGUGUCUGCGACUGAAGAAGGCAAGAGAUGGUUGGAGGGCAUUGACGAACCCGAUGCGUUCAAGGAGAUCGACCCGGCGACAACUGCACCUAGGGACUUGUACAACGUCAUGAAGAGCGGCGUCGUACCGCGUCCCAUCGCCUUCGUCUCGACCACUUCGUCCGAUGGUGUUGACAAUUUGGCGCCUUUCAGCUUCUUCAACGUGGCCACCGGCGCGGUCGCCUUCUCUAUCUCCGAGGGGGAGCGCACGAAGGAUACGCUCGCGAACAUCAAGUUCGAGCGCGGGUUCGUCGUCAACUUGAUCAGUGAACCGUGGCUCGUGAAUGCGCAUGCGGCGGCGAUCCCGGCGCCGCCGGGUGUGAGCGAGUGGGGCUUCUCGGGGCUGACGAAGAUGCCUAGUAAAGUCGUGAAAGCUCCGCGAGUCAAGGAGAGCGCGUUUGCCAUGGAGUGCGAGUUUCUACAUCAAUACGAAGUCCACGACCCGCGGACUGGUAAACUCUUCUACACGCACGUACUUGGCGAAGUCAAAUACAUCCACGUCCGCCGCGCCGUCCUCAACGAGAAAGGUGCCGUCGACGUGCAGAAGUACAAGCCCGUUGCGCGCAUGGGCGAUAUCUCGUACGGCACCAUCGGCGACGUAUACCGCAUGCCGGCGCCGUCGUGGGAGGAGGUGGAGCCGCUUCUGCCGGAUGAGUUGAAGAAGGAUCGGCGGUCGUAAGGUAUCAAGGAUGUAGCUGAGUUCCCCAUCGUAGAGUUGCUAUAGAGGUUCAAAUGUGUAUGGUUCGUAUCGCGCAAUCCCAUAGUCUUAGACCCCAGGCACGCAGAGGAUUG